AUGACGCGGACAGCACUGAUCGUCUCCACAGCAAGGACAGGCUUGGCAAAAUCCUUCAGAGGAGGAUUCAACAACACGCAUGGAGCCGUUCUUGCUGGACAUGCCAUCAAGCACGCCAUCUCCAAAGCAGGCAUCGACCCUGCCAAGGUUGAAGACGUCUUGUUGGGUUGCGGUAUGCCUGAAGGAGCAACGGGAAUGAAUGUCGCUCGCAAUGCUGCUCUUUGGGCAGGUUGUCCCGUCACUACCUCCGGCACAACGAUCAACCGCUUUUGCAGCUCUGGCUUGCAGGCGAUCGCCAUGGCAGCACAUUCCAUCAUCGUAGAUGGUGUUCCCUGUGCGGUUGGAGGGGGAGUGGACUCCAUUUCUCUCGUUCAGCAAAAAGCUUUUGAUCCCAAGAGCGGUGUUGUCGAAUCCUCUUUGCUUUCCCACCCUGUCCACAAGGCUCUAUGGAUGCCCAUGAUCGACACGGCGGACUUGGUUGCUGAGCGGUACGGAGUGUCUAGGGAAAGACAGGAUGAGUACUCGCUGAUUUCGCAACAAAGGACGGCGGAAGCUCAAAAAAAGGGAUUGUUCGAUGACGAAAUCGUGCCACUUCCAACCAAAAUGCUUGUCAAAGACAAGGAGACUGGCAAAGUGAGCGAGCAAGAAUACGUUGUGACCAAAGAUGAAUGCAAUCGCUCUGACACGACGCUGGACGGCCUUGCCAAACUCAAGCCAGUGAAUAUCGACAAGAAUCCCAAGGCUACGGUCACUGCUGGCAACGCCAGCCAGCUGUCGGAUGGUGCGAGUGCUUGUGUGCUGAUGGAGGAGAAGGAGGUGGAGAAGGCUGGACUCCAACCGUUGGGCAGGUUCGAUGGAUUUGCCGUUGCCGGGUGCUCGCCCGAAGAGAUGGGUAUCGGCCCCUCGAUCGCAGUGCCCCGUCUCCUUCAGCGUCAUGGACUGAAAGUGGAAGACAUUGACCUGUGGGAAGUGAACGAGGCCUUUGCUGUUGUGUCCCUGUAUAACAUGGAUGCUCUCAAAAUCCCGCUCGACAAGUGCAACGUCAACGGAGGCUCCGUUGCCAUCGGCCAUCCCUUCGGCAUGACAGGCUCGCGUCAGGUCGGUCACAUCCUGCUCGAGGGCAAGCGGCGAGGAGCCAAGAAGGUUGUGGUCAGCAUGUGCAUCGGCGGUGGAAUGGGAGCAGCCGGUCUCUUCACCGUCUUGUGA
This is a messenger RNA of Guillardia theta CCMP2712, 1206 nucleotides long. RefSeq lists its product as hypothetical. Gene Ontology annotation, molecular function: acetyl-CoA C-acyltransferase activity. Gene Ontology annotation, biological process: fatty acid beta-oxidation; phenylacetate catabolic process. The record is from RefSeq and is a predicted model, not a curated record. The transcript is spliced from 15 exons. Bases 1 to 1206 code for a protein of 401 amino acids. NCBI's taxonomy places the organism in Eukaryota, Cryptophyceae, Pyrenomonadales, Geminigeraceae.